Molecule: messenger RNA, 2832 nt
Organism: Gopherus flavomarginatus (Mexican gopher tortoise)
Lineage: Eukaryota; Metazoa; Chordata; Testudines; Testudinidae
Gene: PATL2
Product: PAT1 homolog 2
Exons: 19
Coding region: 33-2447 (804 amino acids)
Biological process (GO): deadenylation-dependent decapping of nuclear-transcribed mRNA; P-body assembly
Cellular component (GO): P-body
Molecular function (GO): RNA binding
Source: RefSeq, a predicted model, not a curated record
AGGAGCCAGGGCAGAGCCUGGCCACGCGCCUAAUGCACAGGCUGGAGUGCCCGCCCCCCACAGGGGAACCCGGACUGCACCACUACACAGAAACGGGGGGGGGAGGAGUGGGAGCUCCUGGACGGUGUCACGGCCGAGAGGGGCUACAGAUCCUAGAAGACUACCUUCUGGCAGAAGAUGCUCCUUUGCUGGAAGAAAUGGCGGAGGAAGAUGAGGAGAUUGACCUGUACAAUGAAAUGACCUUUGGGUUAGAUCGAGACUCCAUGGAAGAGGAAGUGGCAAAAGCCCCAGCUCCUCCAGAUAAAGGCCCAGAGCUGAGUCUUGUGGGUGAAAAUGAGGCAGCGGUGGUGACAGAGGUAGCAGAGGAGGAGGAGGAGGAGGAGUACAAGGCCACUGAGCAGCCUGGCCUGGGGGCAGAAGAGGAGGAGCCCAUGCUGGAGGAGAUGGAAGAGGCAGGGGAAGAAGGUGAGGCAGAGUCUGGAGCACGACCUGAUGACUUUGCUGACAUGGAGGAGGAGACAGGGGUAGAUGAACGUGAGGAGGAGGAGGAGGAGGAAGAAGAAGAGGAGGAGGAGGAAGGGGAAGAAGAGGAGCAGCAUGAGGAGGACAACGAGGAGCAGAAUGAUUUGGGAGACCCAGCAGUGAUGAGAGCUGUGCACAGCAAGCCCACGCUGGAGAGCCUGGACUCAGCAGUUCUUGACAGCAGGAUCGGCUCCACCUGGGGAGAGUUCGAGGGCGAUGACUUGAUGGCUGCAGAUUCAGGUGCAUGGACCUCAUCCCCAAGCAGCAUCCUGUCACACCACAUGUUGGAGGACAAAGCCAUUCUCCAGGCAUUGGACAGGGGCUCCCCCAUGUCGCAUAUGAACCUGGACUUCCUUGUCUCCCCAGCGCAGAGGGGGUACCUGGGCUCCCCUGGACUCAAGCGCUCGGACUUCAGAAUGAUGUCCCCGAAAUCCUUCCCUCAGCGCUUUAUGCGGCAGCAGUCUCCCAUGAUGCCCCGCUCCAUGGGCUCCCCUCGACCAUACACGCCACCCCGCAGAGCCUCGCCUCUCUUCACCCCCAAUCAGAGCUCGGGGUAUGUGUCUCCGACUCCCUUUAGGCCCAUGUCACGCAACAUCAGCACCCCAACGCAGCCCCUGGCCAUGCACUUUGGUCCCAUGUCUCCUUCUCUGGAGCCCCCUCUCUUCUUCAGUCCUCCAGCCGGCUGCCAGCUGAAGUUCAGUAUGCCCAGCCACAUGACCCAGCUGCAUCCUCAGCAUCAGCGGAUCCUGAAUCAGCGGCAGCAGCGAGGGCAGGUGCAGAGCAUCUCCCCCAAGAAGGCAUGGUCUCUGAAGGCGGAUCCCUAUUCUGGGCUCAUGACACGCAAAGAGAAGGAUUGGGUGAUCAAGGUGCAGAUGAUGCAGCUGCAGAGUGAGAAUCCUCACCUGGAUGACUACUAUUACCAGGCCUAUUACCACAGGCUGGAGCGGAAGCAGGCAGAAGAGGAGCUGCUUGGGGGGCGCAACAAGCAGGAGCCCCCCAAGCUGGUGACGCCAUACAUCCAGAAGAUGGAGAUCUAUGACUCUGUGGUGCGGAUUGCAGGCUCGCUGGGCCAGGUUGCCAUGUCCACUUGUUACAGCCCUCGUAGGGCCAUUGAUGCCGUGCACCACGCCCUGCAGGAGGAGGCUGCGGGGAACCAGCGACUUCGGGCACUGCACAGAAUUGAGAAGAUGUUCCUGCAGCUGCUGGAAGUGGAGGAGACUCAGCGGAAGAUGAACCUGCUGCCCGAAGAGCAGCACCCCCGUUUCUGUGAGAAGAGGAGCCACGAAGUUGGGCGCAUCUACCAGGCCCUGAAGAUCAGGGCGUGCGACAGUGAGGAGGAGGCAGAAGAUGAGUUCCUGCAGGUCCUUUGUGUGCGGAAGGGGAAGAAACUGACCGCGCGACUGCUGCCGCACCUGGCACGGGAGCAGGCGGAGGAGAUCCUGGUCACCGUCACCCGCCACCUGCCUUUCCUCAUGAGGAAGGAUGCGCUGGAUGAGUCCCUGCCUGUCCUGUACGGCCCCCUCAGUGAGAUGGUGGGCCGGAUGACCUUCAGCGAGCUCAUUGAGGUCCUGCAGGAGCUGACCAGGCCGCUGGCCGGCUCCACCGAGCUGCCGCUCACCAUGACCUUUAAGAACCAGUUCGGGAUCUCUCUCCUGUACGCCUUGCUGAGUCACGGCGAGAGGCUGCUCUCCUCCGACAUGCCGCUGGAGCCGCACAGCGGGGACUUCGAGAAGUGGACGGACACAGUGUUCCUGGUUGCCAGGGAGCUGUCCCAAGUGCCCAAAACUGCCCUGGUGGAGCCUCUCUUCCUCCCCAGCAACCUCCUCUCUUUGUUCUGCCGCUACCUGGACAAGCAGACCAUCCACCGCCUGGAGGCCAAGAUGGAGUGCUCCCCUCUGCCCUCGGAGGCUGCCAUGCCAUGCUGAGACCUCCCAGCCCUGGGAAAGUGGAUGAGACCAGCUUCCUGGGUAGUGGUGCCCAUCUUCUCUGAGAUGCACAGGCAGGGAGCAUCACCUUGUGACUUUGUUUCAAAUCAGACACUAUCCCUGGCACAGGGGGACUUUGUGUUUUUUGCCCUAGCACCGGGAAGAGCAAGACUCAAGGGCUGAUCAUGGCCCUCUCCAGCGCCAGUGCCUGGGGGCACAGCACAGGGGACAUGGGUAACUUAUUUGGGCCUCGCCCCGCAGAGGCAAGCGCUGGAGCACAGUGGGCGCAAAGCAGAUGUGUACAGUGGGCACGGGGAGCACCUGGUGGUGGGCGAUUGAGGUUGACUGUGUACAGCACUCGCUAAAAUAAAAGCGAUUAACAAGA